This is a messenger RNA of Postia placenta MAD-698-R-SB12, 1563 nucleotides long. RefSeq lists its product as hypothetical. The transcript is spliced from 5 exons. Bases 1 to 1563 code for a protein of 520 amino acids. The record is from RefSeq and is a predicted model, not a curated record. NCBI's taxonomy places the organism in Eukaryota, Fungi, Basidiomycota, Agaricomycetes, Polyporales, Adustoporiaceae.
AUGCGGCUUCGGGCGUUGUGUGCGAUUCGGUGCGUCUUCGAUCCUCGUCCUCCCGGUGCCGACUCGCCCUCCGCCCCGGUCCCAGCCACCAGCACGACGCCCUGCGUCCGCCUGCACGGCCUGGGCCCAGCCUCAGACCCCGCCCCGCUGCUCGACGUCACCUGCCCACGGCUCCCACUGCGCGAGCCACUGCCGCUUGCCUCUUCCGUCCCCGAGCCCUGCGAUCUCCCUCCCCUCGCCAUAUCAGGCCCUCUCCAGCCGCCUUCCCCUCCUCCUCCUAGCGCACUCUCCCGGCGCUCGGCCGCCUCCCCCUCCUCCUCCUCCCUAUCGCGCCCACGCUCGCCUCCCGUGCCCUGCCUCUGUCCGUCACUUUUCCCUCCGCCAUCUGGGGCUCAUGCCGUCCCCUCUCCAGCCGCCCUCCGUCUCUCCGGCUGCUAUUCUUACCUCGUCAUCUCCCUGCCGUAUCCAGCCGCCCACCGUCAUGUCCGCGCCCGCGCCCGCGCGCUCCGUCCGGCUGGGUCAGCCCCAUGUUCGCUCUCUUCUCGCGCAGCUGUCAUAGAAACAUCACCCGUCCGCGCUGCGGCAACGCGUUCGCGUCUGCUGCGCCUGCGUGUGCAUGGCCGCGCACCCCUUUGCUCUCGCCGGCGGAUACAUGUCGGCCAUUCCCACCUGGGUGACCCCGCGAUGAGGUGCGGAUCGCUCGCACUCUCCCAGUGUGGCUGCUCUUCGCCCGCAUGGGCGGGGCAUGAUGCCCGAGCCGUCCCCGGGGUCCGUCCGGGCUCGCGCGGGCCAGCCCCUGCCGCGCUUGCCAGCGCGCGCGUUGUCGCAGGUGGCGUCAGGUGGCCCGAUGCCCGUCGCCCCGUUAAAUCAAUCUUCCCCAUGCCCGCUCCCACACCCCCGCCCACGUGCCUUCGAAUGGGAAAAUCGGCGCCGCCACUCCCUGGUGGCGCUGAUCAGCGGUUCCCGGUCGGCCUGCGAGGUACCGCGGUGCCUUGCGCGUGCCGCUCGGCCUGCCGCCGAUCAUGCGUGCCCCUGGCCCGCCCCCCGGCGCUGCCGCCACCUGCGCCACCUGCGCCGGGUGUGGUGCUCUUUUUGUCAUCGCGUUGUAAUGCGCGCCCGAGAAUGCCGGCCGCCUUCCCUGCGCAGGCGUGGCGUGGCGGCCAUCUCGAUGAUGCAAGGGGUGAGAUUCUGCAGAUGGCCGCGACACCGCCGGGCUGUCCAAUCGAUACGCGCGUUGGCGUCCGCGGCAUGCGCCAGUUUGCUUCCGCUAAAGCGCCCGCCUUCCCCUGCACAGCGAUCCUUCUCGCCCGAUCCGAGACGGCCAUAUGGUCGCACCCCCGCCCAUCACAACGCGAAGGCAACGAGGCACCGUCGGACGCUUUCCCCAGCGGCCCGCCAGCUCGCCGCCUUCAGUCCGCUCGCCCAUCUCCAUCACGCUUCGCGGGCGACCUUGUUCAGCGGCUCCAGGCCCCGCACUCCCAGGCUCCGCCCCCAUCGAGCACUCUUUUCCCCGGCGCAGCCCGAUCUGCGCUCGCCCGCGCGUGUGUGGCUGCGCUCAGCUGA